This is a messenger RNA of Candidula unifasciata, 936 nucleotides long. NCBI's taxonomy places the organism in Eukaryota, Metazoa, Mollusca, Gastropoda, Stylommatophora, Geomitridae. The record is from the annotation of a GenBank genome assembly.
AUGUCCAGUGCUGAUAUUUUUGCGAAAAUUGGUGCUGGAGUGGGUAUUGUUCCUUUGUUAGCCCUCGUAGAGAACAUGGCGAUUGGAAAAGCCUUUGCCCGAGCCAACAACUACAAGAUUGACCCUACUCAGGAACUUCUGGCCAUUGGAAUUGCCAACAUCAUCAGCUCAUUCGUCUCUUCAUAUCCCAUCACUGGAAGCUUCUCCAGAACCGCAGUAAACUCCCAGAGUGGUGUACGUACACCCCUGGGCGGCAUUUGGACAGGUGGUCUGGUCAUCCUUGCCCUUUGUGUACUCACACCCUGGUUCUACUACAUUCCCAAGUCUGCCCUGGCUGCAGUUAUCAUUGCUGCUGUCAUUCAGAUGGUUGAGUACCAUGUUGUCAUCGUUCUCUGGAAAGCAAACAAAUGGGAUCUUUUUACAUUCGUUAUUACAUUCAUCUGUUCUUUGGUUGUUGGAAUUGAGUAUGGAAUUCUCAUUGGUAUUGGACUUUCUUUACUGCUGAUUCUGUAUCCUAUUUCUCGACCAAAAAUCAAGUUCACAGAGAAGUCAGGCCUGUUGAUUGUCACCCCACUGCAAGGUCUCAAUUUUCCAGGCUCUGAAUAUUUAGAAAUGAAAGCUUUGGAUAAAACAAUGUCUAAGAGUAAACAUCUGAACAUUGUCUUAAACAUGGAGCACUUCUCAGACCUGGAUUACACAUCAUUACAGUCUAUUAAAUCUCUGCACGCUGACUGUGUCAAGCAUGGAAUUAAGCUAAUUGUGGCUAAUGGAAUGCCUCGGAUAAUGCGGUUACUUAUGGCUGGAAACAUCAAGGAUUUGACAAUCUGUGACACAUUAAAAGAUGCAGUGAAAGAUUCUAGUUUGCAAGAUGGGAACCCAUCAAUAAUAGCAAAUGAAGAUGAUGAGGAAGAAAAACCUUUUGUCAGCCGACUCUGA